AUGUCGAUUUUCUCCUCUUCUGAAGAGGACGAUGAGCGUUGCUCGCAGGCUAUAGACGACUUCCUAAAACCGUUUACUAUCGAUGACACUAAGCUGUACGAGCUUUCUUAUCGCCUGUCAAGGGUCUACCGGACACUUGCUUUGACGGGGGACGGCCACUUCUUCCCUACGCCCGUCACCCGUCUCCCCAGCGGCAGAGAGACCGGCGUCUAUCUUGCCGUCGAUGUCGGAGUGACAAAUCUAAGAGUCGCGUUUAUUGAGCUACUGGGCGGCUCGUCAGGUCAUCAUUUGCCCCAUACUGAUAGGGCCAUCUCUCAGGUGGUAUCCGAUCGAAGGGUUCGAAGGACAAUCGAAAAGGCAUGGCGUAUCGAGGAGCGCCUAAAAUAUGAUAAGGAAGAGGCUCUUUUUGGCUGGAUAGGGAGCUGCAUUGCCGAAGUUGUCGCAGACGAAUUGACGUCUAAUGUAUCGACUACUCAACUUCCGCGUGAGAUAGAGACUGGCAUAUCGUUCAGUCUGCCGAUCAGACAAACGUCGUUGGACGAAGCAACCCUGAUGCCGAUCGGUAAAGGGUUCACUAUUAAAUCCAACCUCAACCUUCGCAGGGCUGUCCUGGACGGCUAUGAGCGCCAUUCAUGUCGACAGGAUACAGGUCAACAACAGCCACACGCCAAACGACGGAAAACCUAUUCCCUCCCGGGCCUUAACAUCAUGGCCAUUACGAACGACACCGUGGCAACGCUGGUGUCGCUCGCUUAUUCGGUAAAGUCGUUGCCUAAUACUAGAGUCGCGAUGGGCAUCGUCGUCGGCUCUGGUUGCAACGCGACCAUACCCAUGAAACUUCAGGAUCUCCAUCAAACAAAGGCUCGCCAGAUACACUCAUAUAACCCAACGGCAACUGAAGGGGUUAUCAGCACCGAGUGGACGCUCCAAGGGACCGAGGGGCCGUUAAAGGAACUUGGGAUAAACACGAAAUGGGACGAUCGGUUAAACGCCAAUUCAGUAAGGCCCGGGUUCCAGCCUUUCGAAUAUAUGACAGGCGGCAGGUUCGUCGGGGAACUUAUUCGCAUCAUCGUCUACGAAUAUUUCACAUCCGUCAUGUCCUACUCAUCUGCCGUCCUGCCUUGUGCUCUUACCAAGCCCUACUCCCUAACAAUCGACUUUGUUUCCGACGUCAUUGCGACGUCACGAUCGGAUACCAGACUUGCUGCUCGGUUAACUCGCAAGCUUGCCUCACCGGUUAAAAAUAUAUGGGUUUGGACGCCGGCGUCAGCCCGCGUCUUGCGUGUCACCGCUUCAGCAGUACAAACUCGUUCUGCUUCGUUGAUCGCAGCAGCAUCUGUCGCCCUGCUGGCAUGCAAUCAUGAAAUCCGACUAGAGCGGCCGCCAAAGUGUACUUCGUUGCGCAAACUGCAUUCUGUUGCUUCUACAUAUCAGAAUCCGCUUCUAAUACCGACUCUUAGCUCAUCGGCUAACUGGCAGAGAGGGCCAGAAGAACUCGUUGUGGCUUACACUGGCGGCAUCAUCCAACACUAUCCCAACUUCAAGGAGUUAUGUCAAGGUUACAUUGACCGACUGCUGUUACGAGCUGGACCGCAGGAAGGAGGAAAGAGUAUCCUACUUCGAGAGGCGAGUGACGGAUCGAUCAUCGGAGCAGGUGUGUUGGCAGGGAUGAUAGCAACUACAUGA
Messenger RNA from Arthroderma uncinatum, 1686 nucleotides. RefSeq lists its product as uncharacterized. The record is from RefSeq and is a predicted model, not a curated record. Gene Ontology annotation, molecular function: ATP binding; D-glucose binding; glucokinase activity. Gene Ontology annotation, cellular component: cytosol; mitochondrion. The transcript has 2 exons. Lineage: Eukaryota; Fungi; Ascomycota; Eurotiomycetes; Onygenales; Arthrodermataceae. The coding region runs from base 1 to 1686 and encodes 561 amino acids. Gene Ontology annotation, biological process: intracellular glucose homeostasis; glycolytic process; glucose 6-phosphate metabolic process.